Callorhinchus milii (elephant shark) is the source of this 2638-nucleotide messenger RNA. RefSeq names its product SEH1-like (S. cerevisiae) (gene seh1l). The transcript is spliced from 9 exons. Bases 223 to 1329 code for a protein of 368 amino acids. Gene Ontology annotation, cellular component: nuclear pore outer ring; Seh1-associated complex. Gene Ontology annotation, molecular function: protein binding; structural molecule activity. The record is from RefSeq and is a predicted model, not a curated record. Gene Ontology annotation, biological process: positive regulation of TORC1 signaling; cellular response to amino acid starvation. NCBI's taxonomy places the organism in Eukaryota, Metazoa, Chordata, Chondrichthyes, Chimaeriformes, Callorhinchidae.
AGUGACACAGCGCCACCUGCCGGUCACCGUCUGGUACAAUUCGGGGCUGAAAAGCGCCGCCGUCGCCGCGUGGAGAUGUUUUGAGGAGUUUUUUGGGUUUAAAUUCCGGUUUAUUUGUUUUCUGUGGUUUCAGUGACACAUAUUUGUUUCCCCUAAAAUUACGCGGUGUCGGUGAGAGGCGGUGUCGGUGAGAGGCGGUGUCGGUGAGAGGCGGCGGCGGCGAUGUUCGUGGCGCGGAGUAUCGCGGCCGAUCACAAGGACCUGAUCCACGAUGUUUCCUUCGACUUCCACGGCCGGAGGAUGGCGACUUGUUCCAGUGACCAGAGCGUCAAGGUCUGGGACAAGAGUGAAUCUGGGGAAUGGCACUGCACGGCCAGCUGGAAGACGCACAGUGGGUCAGUGUGGAGAGUCACGUGGGCACACCCUGAAUUUGGACAGGUCCUGGCUUCCUGCUCCUUUGAUCGGACUGCGGCUGUGUGGGAGGAGAUAGUGGGAGAGUCCAACGACAAACUGCGUGGACAGAGUCACUGGGUGAAGAGGACUACACUGGUAGACAGCAGGACCUCGGUGACUGAUGUAAAGUUUGCUCCAAAGCACAUGGGCCUGGUGUUAGCCACCUGCUCUGCGGACGGGGUGGUCCGGAUAUACGAGGCCCCCGACGUGAUGAACUUGAGUCAGUGGUCACUGCAGCAUGAGAUCUCCUGUAAAUUGAGCUGCAGCUGCAUUUCCUGGAACCCCUCAAGUUCCCGUUCUCACUCCCCGAUGAUAGCGGUGGGAAGUGAUGAUAGUAGCACGAAUCUGGGCGGCAAAGUUCAGGUCUAUGAAUACAAUGAAAAUACCAGGAAGUACGCAAAGGCAGAGACACUCAUGACUGUUACUGAUCCCGUACAUGACAUUGCAUUUGCACCAAACCUUGGAAGGUCUUUCCAUAUUCUUGCGGUUGCAAAUAAAGAUGUACGGAUUUUCACACUAAAACCCUUAAGAAAAGAAUUAAGUGGUUCAGGAGGGCCAACCAAAUUUGAAAUUCAAACAGUGGGUCAGUUUGAUAACCACAACUCCCAAGUGUGGCGAGUGAGUUGGAAUAUCACCGGUACAGUCCUGGCCUCUUCUGGGGAUGACGGAUGUGUUAGACUAUGGAAAGCUAAUUAUAUGGACAACUGGAAGUGUACUGGCAUUUUGAAAGGAGAUGGGAGUCCUGUGAAUGGUGGCUCUGCCCAGCAGGCAAUGGGAAUUCUUAACCCUGCCUCAGGAACAGCCAAUCUGCUUUUACAGAACACUGUUAAUGGAACAUCUUCUGGAAGAAAGAAAGCACAGCUGAUCUCAAGCUAACUGGAAUAACUUUGCUGUUUUGCUGCUUGUUGCAUGCACACAGGAAUGAAAAGCGAACUCCCUUUUCCCCUCCCCAGCGUCAUCUGAUCUCCUAAGACCACCAGCAGCCUGCUUACUACUAAUCUUGGACAUACAGCUUAUAUGAAAUUAAUUAAUUGUUUUUAUUUGCUUUUUUUUCAAAUUUAUCAGUUUUGUUCUGGUACUCCUAACCGUUGGCAUCAAAUGUAUAGAACUCAAAAAGAGAGAUGUGUUGCUUUUGAGCACAGUGCCAGGCUUGAAAUUAAUCUAUUUUGCAUUUUCUGUCGCCAUGUAUCAAGAAAAAACAGAACUAUUACACUGACUCCUGUUAUUUUGUAAGAAUUUAAAGAAAACACUGUAAAAUACAAGGUGAAUUAAUUUGACAACAUUUAUUCUGAGCUGUGAAAUUUUCAUUUUAAAUAGGAUCUGCAUAUAGUUGGCACAUGCACACAAAUAGUGCUUUGGGCAUUACAAACUUAGCCAUGAAAAUAAUAAAUAUUGACUGGAAUUUAACCAGAAACUCCAAACGACAGUAAAUGUGUUCUUCCUGCAGAGUGGAAACAGAAUUCCGUUUUAUUCCAAUAGAAUGCAUUAAAGUUGAAGGAUCACCUCUAUACUGAAUCGCAUGUGCAUGCCUCUCCUUUCAAUAUUUAUAUUUUACAUUUUCUUCUAGUUCCCGAAAAUACUUCUAAUAUUUUGGAUUGAUAAGUGUGUAUUGAGUAAAUGUAAAUUUGUAAGAUUGGGUUGAAACUACCGUUCUUUUUGAAGGUUGAACUGUUGCAUGAAAUUGCUUUAAUGGCCACUGAUUCCUGAGUCAAGACCCACUGUUUAGUUCUAUUUUUUUAAGCAUGUGUAUCUUUUAGUUUUCUUAUAUUCACCACUUUUUCUCUUUGUCUUUUUUUUCUCAUUUUUUUCCUCUCUCCUGUGUGUUCCUGUCUACAUCGUUUCAGGUGUUUCUUUCCCCCUUCGGACCCUGCUCGGGCUGGAUCAAGAUGGUCCAGUUAUGCCCAGCUUCCUCCUCCUCCUCCUCUGAUAGAACAGUCUUGUGAUGCUGAUACAGCCUAUCUUCAGUAUCGUAACCCUCACAGUCGAUUCUCCUCCAGAUCUCUUAAUCCCUUACCAGAAAAUGAAGGGGUGCAAUAAAAAAAAACUACUUACUCAGAGCUGGUGAUUGUAUACGUUUAUGCUAACAUUUUUCACCCCUUCAUACUUGUACUAUACAGAGUACACAUCUUCAGUUGGUAUCUUAGCAGCUUAUUUUAAUUGGCAUUCAUACAUGGAUCGUGUACAU